This is a messenger RNA of Brassica oleracea var. oleracea, 2718 nucleotides long. RefSeq names its product anaphase-promoting complex subunit 2. Bases 77 to 2605 code for a protein of 842 amino acids. Gene Ontology annotation, biological process: ubiquitin-dependent protein catabolic process. Gene Ontology annotation, molecular function: ubiquitin protein ligase binding. Gene Ontology annotation, cellular component: anaphase-promoting complex. The transcript has 16 exons. The record is from RefSeq and is a predicted model, not a curated record. Lineage: Eukaryota; Viridiplantae; Streptophyta; Magnoliopsida; Brassicales; Brassicaceae.
CUUCUAGUGAUAAACGGAGAGUCUUAGCUUGCGGUUACACAGCUCUUAGUCAUAGGGUUUUAGGAAGUUUGUGUAGAUGGAAGUUUUAGGCUCAUCCGAGUACAAUCUAGAGACUCUAUCGGACGAUGCGAUUCGGGAAAUUACAGAAAGCUACGAUGGGUUUUUCACCACCGUGGAGUCUCUCAUUGCCGGCGCCGGAGACUCCUCAGUCGAGAAGGAGUUCGUGUCUCAUGUUUCUACUCUCUGCAAGUACGGCCUUGAUUCUCUUGUUCGUGACCACUUCCUCACAUCACUCGAGCAAGCUUUUCAGAAGACUGGUGCUGCAUUGAGUUUUUGGGAUCAUCUUGAUGAUUACUGCGGCAAGAACCAUACUGAUUACGGAGAAGAGAUUCACCAAGUGUUGUGCAAAGCUUUGGAAGAAAUAUCUAGAGAGAAGCAGUACCAUGACAAGUGUACGUCCAUGGUUGUUCAUGCUUUGAAGUCGUUUAAAGAAGAAAGGCUGAACUCAGAUGCUGAAAGAGUUGAACUACUUUUUUCGAGAUUCCAGUCAAUGUUGUCUUCUACUUUGAUGACUACUCUUCCUCAGCAUUUUCCUGAAAUACUGCACUGGUAUUUUAAGGAAAAGCUGGAGGAGCUAAGCGCAAUCAUGGAUGAAGAUGAUACUCAAGAACUGGAGAGUGAUGGCAUGGAUUUGGACGAGAGUGGCGAAAUGGAUGCUGACGAAGGCUAUUCAAGACAUGACGAGUUGGUGAAGAACAUUGGGAAGGUGGUCCGUGACCUUAGAAGCAUUGGUUUCACUUCUCUGGCUGAAAAUGCUUAUGCUUCUGCAAUCUUCUUGCUUCUCAAGGCAAAAGUACAUGAUCUGGCUGGUGAUGAGUACAGGACUUCUGUUUUGGGACCAAUAAAAGAAUGGAUUCAGGCAGUCCCUCUUCAGUUCCUUAAUGCGCUUCUUUCUUAUCUUGGUGAUUCCAUAAGUUAUGGUACCACAUCAUCUUGCCUUACCUCUCCUCUGGCUUGUUGUCCAUCUCCAAGUUUCUUCAAAGUGGUGACUCCUUCCCAAGGAACUGUUCGGUGGAAAUUAAGGCUGGAAUAUUUUGCGUAUGAGACACUGCAAGAUUUAAGGAUAGCCAAUCUAUUUGAGAUCAUUGUUGAUUAUCCCGAGAGUUCUCCUGCUAUUGAAGACUUGAACCAGUGCCUUGAAUACACUAGACAGCACUCUAAGCUAGUCGAAUCUUUUAUCUCGUCGCUGAAAUAUCGUUUGCUUACUGCUGGUGCGUCAACGAAUGAUAUAUUGCAUCAGUAUGUGUCGACCAUUAAAGCCCUUAGAGCAAUAGACCCAGCUGGUGUGUUUCUGGAAGCAGUGGCUGAGCCAAUCAGAGACUAUUUACGCGGACGGAAAGACACCAUUAAAUGUAUUAUUACUAUGCUUACGGAUAGAAGUGGACGGAAUGCAAAUGGUUCCCCUGGGGAUAGUCUUCUUGAAGAGUUGAUGAGGGAUGAAGAAACUCAAGAGAAUGUUGGUUUUGAUGAUGAUUUUCACACUGAUGAUAAGCAAGCAUGGAUCAAUGCAUCUCGAUGGGAACCAGACCCAGUCGAGGCUGAUCCUUUAAAAGGUAGCCUCAGUCAGAGGAAAGUAAACAUACUUGGACUGCUUGUUGAUAUAAUUGGAUCUAAAGAACAACUAGUAAACGAAUAUCGUGUCAUGCUCGCUGAGAAGCUUCUCAACAAGACUGAUUAUGACAUCGACACUGAGAUACGCACUGGCGAGCUUCUCAAGAUACAUUUUGGAGAAGCUAGUAUGCAAAGAUGUGAGAUAAUGCUGAACGACCUGAUUGAUUCUAAGAGAGUGAACACUAACAUUAAAAAGGCAUCUCAAACAGACAUUGAGUUAGGAGAGAGUGAGCUGUCUGUUGAUAUUCUUACCUCGACGAUACUUUCAACAAACUUCUGGCCACCAAUUCACGAUGAGCCUCUAGAGUUACCUGCUCCUAUUGACAAGCUGCUAUCAGAUUAUGCCAAUCGGUAUCAUGAAAUCAAAACCCCUCGUAAGCUACUCUGGAAGAAAAAUCUUGGCUCUGUCAAGUUGGAGUUGCAAUUUGAAGACAGGUCCGUGCAGUUCACAGUUUCCCCCACACAUGCAGCAAUUAUCAUGCAAUUUCAAGAAAAGAAAAGUUGGACCUCUAUAGAUCUUGCUGCAACCAUUGGAAUACCCAUUGACCUAUUAAACCGAAGAGUAAACUUCUGGAUAAGCAAGGGAGUUUUGAGAGAGUCAAAUGCUAAUGUGUUUACACUUGUUGAGUCCAUAACUGAUUCUGCAAAGAACGAAAGCGAGGAGCUUUUGGCAAGUGACGAAGAGAGUGAAAGAUCGAUAGCCUAUGUGGAAGACCAGCUUCGCAAAGAAACGACAAUAUACAAGAACUUCAUUAUGGCAAUGCUCACAAAUGGUAGCAUGGCAGUAGAUGGGAUCCAUAACAGACUCAAGAUGUUCUAUGUAGCUGAUCCUGCUUAUGACAAGUCACUGCAACAGCUUCAGAGCUUUCUUUCUCGGUUAGUCGCUGAAGAGAAACUAGAGUUAAGAGAUGGAAUGUAUUUGCUAAAGAAGUAGUAGAACUAUUUUAUAUUGUGUUUAUGAUGAUGAAGUAGUUUUGUCAUUUGUAUCAAAAAUAUCUCGUCGUCCCUUUAAUGAGUUCUCUAAUAUCAAAAUCUGAAAUCCCGAAC